This is a messenger RNA of Cylicocyclus nassatus, 1012 nucleotides long. NCBI's taxonomy places the organism in Eukaryota, Metazoa, Nematoda, Chromadorea, Rhabditida, Strongylidae. The record is from the annotation of a GenBank genome assembly.
GUUUUAGGGUAUGUCAAAUGAUUUAUGGAUCGGUCUCUUAGCUGCUCUAGGGACGUCCUUUCUUUUUGGUACCGUUUUCGUUCCUGUCAGAAAAGUUGAUGCUGGAGAUGGUUUUUCUGCUCAAAUGUUUAUGUGUAUUGGUGCCUUUCUAGCCAGCACUUUCAUUCAUGGUUUGCUUGGUUUUCCUCCGUUACAAGGUUUCGCAAUGAUUGGUGGUGCACUGUGGGGCAUAGGUAAUGCAUUUACACUCCAAAUCAUGAAUCGUUUGGGCAUGGCGCUCACUGCUCUUGUAUGCAGUACGGUUUCAUGCUUAACAGGAUGGGCGACAUCAAGAUAUGGACUUCUUGGCUUGCCUGCUGCCGUUCCUGCAAGUAUAGCAAUGAAUUACUUAGGGAUAAUCCUGCUCGUAAUAGGAGGAGUGAUGUAUUUGUUCAUAAAAAAUAACGAGCAGGGGAACAUUCGGGUGGCAGAAAACAGUGCGACUAAUGAUGGCAAUGGAAAGCUGGAGAUCAGCAUUUCGAGAGUGGAAAGAGCUUUAAGUUUUCUUGCCGCCGUGCUGUGCGGCUCGUUUCUUGGAUCAAUGUGGACACCUAUCAGCUACAUAAGGAGUCAUCCGGAAGAAUUUCCUAAAGCUCCUGCAGACAGCAUUUCGUAUCAGUUUUCUUUCUAUUGCGGUGGAAUCUGCGUCGGUGUAUGCGUUUUCAUCAUUUACAGUCUGAUAAUGAGGAACAAACCGUGGUUCAAUCCGAGCGGCGCUGUUCCUACGAUGAUCGGUGGAAUCAUAUUUGCUAUCGGAAUGAGCUUGUUUGUGAUUGCUAUCGAUAAUCUAGAUCAAGCAAUUGCUUAUCCAAUUUGCGCAAUGGCGCCAAACUUGGUUGUGUUGAGCUGGAGCAUACUUUACUUUAAAGAAAUCACGGGUCGACGGAACUUGAUAUUUUUGGCGAGCGCAUACGGGCUUACUCUGACAGGAGUAAUACUAAUUGCCAUCUCAAAAGAAUUUUCUUUUGCUUGA